This is a messenger RNA of Durio zibethinus, 1299 nucleotides long. Its product is annotated as heavy metal-associated isoprenylated plant protein 3-like. The record is from RefSeq and is a predicted model, not a curated record. NCBI's taxonomy places the organism in Eukaryota, Viridiplantae, Streptophyta, Magnoliopsida, Malvales, Malvaceae. Gene Ontology annotation, molecular function: metal ion binding.
CAGCACUUCACUUUACUUUGCCAUCUCCUCUAUAAACACCCCGACUCUACUCAUUUAUAUUUCCUCCUAGUUCCACUCAUCACAAAGCCAAUUAACUUUACGGAUUUUGGCUCACAAUGGGAAAGAAAAAGAAUAGAAACAAGAAAGAAGGGGAUGGAGAAAAGAACGAAGGGGUUUCCUCAGCCGUUGUUCUGAAAGUUUAUUGUCUUUGUGACGGUUGUGCCUCCCAAAUCCUCAAAUGCAUUCAUAAACUCGAAGGCGUGGAGACGGUAACAAUAGAGAGCAGCUCAAACAAAGUGACAGUGAUAGGAGCUGUGGAACCGACAGCUGUUAAAGAGAAACUCGUGAAGGAAACCAAGAAGAAAGUUGAUCUCAUUUCUCCUCAACCAAAGAAAGAUGAUAACAAAGAAGAGAAAACAGAGAAAAAACCUGACAAAGAGAAAAACCAGGAUUCUGAUAAUAAACCGGAUAAAAAACCCAAAGAUGCCCCGUUGACGACGGCGGAUUUGAAGGUUCAACUGAAAUGCCAGUGCCAGGGAUGCGUUGAUAAGAUUCACAAAAUUGUCUCUGAGACCAAAGGAGUGCAUGAGUUGAAAGUAGACAAGCCGAAGGAGUUGGUAACAGUUAAGGGGACCAUGGAUGUUAAGGCCUUGGCUGAGGCUUUGAAGGACAAACUCAAGAAGGAUGUUGAGAUUGUGCCACCUAAGAAAGAGAAAGAUGGGAACAAAGAGGGUGGCAAGAAUGGCGGCGGCGGGAAGAAGAACAAAGGUGGCAAUGGUGGUGAAGGUGGUAACAUGGAAGGGAACAGGAUGGAGUCUAUGGUUCCAUCCGAAUUUGGAUACAUUCCUGUUUACCCUGGAUACAUGCCGGGUUUUCCCGGAUACGAGCACCCAGGUUAUGGGUAUGGUCACGGGCACCCGCAGUGGCAUGCUUACCCCGGGUACGUGCCGGGUUACCCGGUUCCUGUUCAUCAACCGGACCAGAUGUUCAAUGAUGAGAAUCCUACUGCUUGUGCCAUUUUGUGAGGAGAAAUGGGUUUCAGGUAUCUGUUUUUAGGUUAAGGUAAAUGGAAGCUGUGAAUAAGAAAUAUAGAAAGUUUACUUUGCAAGGCAAAAUUUUGGGUUAAACUUGGAGCUCCAAAAGCGCAUUUGGGUUUUAUAUAUGUUGGAUUCUAAGGGUUUUGAUCUUGUUAUUUGUUGUUAAAAAAGUUGAAUGUUGGCAUUUUUAAUGUGAAUUAGUGGUUUUUUGCUAUGCGGCCAAUGUGUUUAUUUUUAUUUGUGAUGGGGGGUUUGUGGGAUU